Rhizophagus irregularis DAOM 181602=DAOM 197198 is the source of this 362-nucleotide messenger RNA. The record is from RefSeq and is a predicted model, not a curated record. Lineage: Eukaryota; Fungi; Glomeromycota; Glomeromycetes; Glomerales; Glomeraceae.
AUGUUGAUUAAACGGGAUGAUUUAAAUAUGGAAGAAAUUGAGAUUUGGGAAGGUUUAUUAAAAUGGUGUUUUUCUCAACAAAACGUGAUAAAUGACCCAACGAAAUGGAGUAGAGAUGAUAUUACAAAUAUUGAGAAGUCAUUACAUAGGUCUAUUCCUCUAAUUAGAUUUUAUGAUAUUAACCCUUAAAAACUUGAUUCAACCUUGAUUGAAUCAAGACACAUUUCCCUAUUUUCUUCAUGGAUUGAUAAAAAAGGUUCAUCACAUUAUAAUAAUAAAAUUCCUUAUGAAUUUAAAUUAUUAUAUCGUUCAGAUAGAGAUGGAUUUAAUGCCGCAUCAUUCCAUAGAAAUUGUGACAAUAA